This is a messenger RNA of Oncorhynchus keta (chum salmon), 10264 nucleotides long. Its product is annotated as receptor-type tyrosine-protein phosphatase S-like. The coding region runs from base 454 to 6351 and encodes 1965 amino acids. The record is from RefSeq and is a predicted model, not a curated record. Gene Ontology annotation, molecular function: protein tyrosine phosphatase activity; protein binding. The transcript is spliced from 37 exons. Lineage: Eukaryota; Metazoa; Chordata; Actinopteri; Salmoniformes; Salmonidae. Gene Ontology annotation, biological process: protein dephosphorylation.
CAGAGGGAGGGAUACAAUGUAUUGAGGAGUAAGACGGGGAGUAUCGUUGACAUCAACCAGCAGUGUUUAAAGCUACCCGACCGGAGAUGGUCCCCCGACACACGAGCGCAGAGUAGCGGUCCUGUAGGGCUUCUGAGGAGGCGAGAGGAAAGCUUGCGUUCCCUGACGAAAAGUAAAACCUUUCUGAUGAGCUCAGCUGUCAAAUGGGAUUAUUAUUUCUGUCCGGGGUUCAAGGGAAACUGCCAGCUGAAAGUCCAUCCACAUGAAUUUAUCAGACCAAAAAGAAGACGGAACACUCACUUUCCCUAUUAAGGUCCACUGGAUGGUCACACUGAGAAUUCCACAGAGCAGGCCAUGAUGCCUCAGCCAGGGCUGUAGGAAACACCCAGGGAGUGCCCUGCUGAGGGAAGUUCCCCCCCAUCCCCACCUCCACCCCCUAUCGCAGGAGGUACCAUGGUUCCCCCCAGGCCAGGUGGAACCGUAGCCCAGUCCAGGGCGACUCGUCCUGGGUACGGACUCUGCUUGUACCCCCCUUGUCUGCUGCUGCCACUGCUGGUGCUCACAUCCCUGCCCAACCUGUCUGGGGCCGUGGCGGCACCCAAGUUCACCAAGAUCCCCGGGGACCAGAUCGGGGUAUCGGGGGGUGUUGCCUCGUUUGUGUGCCAGGCGUCAGGUGACCCCAAACCCAUGGUCAACUGGAACAAGAAGGGCAAGAAGGUCAACUCCCAACGCAUAGAGACAAUAGAGUUUGAUGAUGGAGCGGGGGCCGUACUGAGGAUCCAGCCUCUCAGGGCCCCCCGAGAUGAGAAUGUCUAUGAGUGUGUGGCCCGCAACAGUGAGGGAGAUGUGGCCACCACUGCCAAGCUGGCCAUCAUACGAGAGGACCUGUUGCCAUUUGGUUUCCCCAGCAUUGACAUGGGUCCUCAGCUGAAGGUGGUGGAGAGGACCAGGACGGCCACCAUGCUGUGUGCUGCCAGUGGCAUCCCUGACCCCGAGAUCUCCUGGUUCAAAGACUUCCUCCCUAUAGAGCCCAGCUCCAGCCAGGGACGCAUUAAACAGCUGCGCUCAGGUGCCCUCCAGAUAGAGAACAGUGAGGAGUUGGACCAGGGAAAGUAUGAGUGUGUGGCCACUAACUCUCAGGGAGUGCGUUACUCUUCCCCGGCCAACCUGUAUGUACGAGGAUCAACAGACAAAUUGCGUCGUGUGCCCCCUCGUUUCUCCAUCCUGCCCUCCAACCAUGAGAUCAUGCCCAGCGGCAGCAUCAACAUCACCUGUGUGGCGGUGGGUUCACCCAUGCCCUACGUCAAAUGGAUGCUGGGUAGUGAGGACCUGACACCUGAGGACGAGAUGCCGGUGGGGCGGAACGUUCUGGAGCUCAACGGAAUCAGGGAGUCGGCCAACUACACCUGUGUGGCCAUGAGCAGUCUGGGGGUUAUAGAGGCCACUGCACAGGUGUCAGUUAAGACUCUUCCCAAGCCUCCCGGUACCCCCAUCGUCACGGAGACGACUGCCACCAGCGUCACCAUCACUUGGGACUCCGGUAACCCCGACCCGGUGUCCUAUUACAUCAUCCAGUACCGGGCCAAGGCACCAGACAGCAAGUACGAGACGGUGGACAGUAUCACCACCACCAGGUACAGCAUUGGAGGGCUCUACCCCAACACGGAGUAUGAGAUCAGGGUGUCAGCCGUCAACAGCAUCGGCCAGGGACCGUCGUCCACCCGGGUAGAGGCCAGGACAGGGGAGCAGGCCCCGGCUAGCCCCCCCAGGAACGUCCAGGCCAGAAUCAUCUCCAAGAACACUGUCAUGGUCCGCUGGGAGGAACCAGAGGAGCCCAAUGGACAGGUGAAAGGUUACCGGGUGUACUACACCAUGGACCCAUCUCAGCCCAUGAGUCUGUGGCAGAUCCAUAAUGUUCAGGACAGCACCAUCACCUCCAUCCAGAGCCUGGUACCCUCUGAAACAUACACUGUCAGAGUCCUGGCCUUUACAUCUGUGGGAGACGGACCCUUUUCUGAUCCUGUCCAUGUCAAAGUGCUGCCUGGAGUUCCAGGGCAGCCAGGAAAGUUCAAGGUGGGCAAGGUGACGGAGACCAGUAUAGAGCUGACCUGGGAACCGUCCUACAUCAAGGAGGGUAUCGUCAACUACGAACUGCUCUACAAACCUGUCAAGUUCGGCAGCCUGGAGAAGUUGACGUUUGGGCCCAGGGCUUCGUACACAGUGGAGGGUCUGAGGGCGAACACGGAGUACGCCCUCUCCCUGGCUGCCAUUUCGAACAAAGGCAUCGGAGCCUUUACCAACGAGCUGGUCCAGAGGACAGCACAAGCCAAGCCCUCGGCUGCUCCCCUGGGCGUGUCCUGUGACAGCCCCAGCUCCACCUCCCUGAGGGUAAGUUGGACACCGCCGCCCACUGAGACCCAAAAUGACACACUGACUGCUUAUGUGCUGCGCUACCAGCAAGUGGUGUCUGGGGCCGAGGUCAAAGGUCAGGGUCCAGAGGUGAAGGUGCCUCCCAUCCCCCCAGAGCAGGGGCAGGCAGUGGUGGAGGGGCUGGAAAAGUGGACCUGGUACCGCGUUAGCCUGGCAGCCUUCACUACCGAGGGGUCCGGACCAGAGAGUCCAGCCCUGCUCUGCCGCACAGACCACGACGUGCCGGGUGCGGCCCCCCGGCAGGUGGAGGUCCGGCCCUUCAACUCCACUGCCCUUAGGGUCACCUGGCGAUCUGUGUUGCCAAGGCAACGCCAAGGUCAGAUCCGUGGUUACCAGGUGCACUAUGCUCGUGUAGAGAGUGGCUCAACACGCAGCCUUCCCCGAAUCAAAGACCUGCUAUUGGACGACAGCCAGUUUGUGGAGGAUGACACUACUGAAUAUGAGAUGAUGGUGGGGGGUCUGAAGCCUGAGAUGUGGUACUCUGUGUCUGUGGCGGCUUACACCACUAAAGGGGAUGGAACACACAGUAAAGUCAGAGUGGUGCAGACACCGGGGAUUGUGCCUGAUGCCCCCUCCCUUUCGGUGCGCCCAGGGUCUGAACCCUCCAUGGUGGUGAGAUGGGGGCCCCCAACUGGGAUGUCAGACUCUGGUCCAGGGGCCAAAGGGUCUGAAGUUCAGAUCCAGGGUUUUCGGUUACAAUUUGGGCUGAAGAAUGCAACCCUGGACACUACGGUGGAGUUUUCGGCCAGGGAGCGAAUGUACACACUCACAGACGUAAUUCCAGGGUUGACUUAUGUCGUUACCCUUUCCGCCAAAAGCCGGUCAGGGUACGGAGAUGAGGCACGGGAGGAACUCGAGAUGCCUGAGUACCCACCCAGGAGUUACCCUCAAAUCUCAGAAUACAUUAACGCCACCUGCUGUUCGCUCCAGUUCUCCUGGCUGCCCCCUGUGCCAAGCGAACGAAACGGUGUGAUCACCGAAUACACAAUAGCUUAUCGGGAAGCAGGGGGUCUUAACCCUCUGGGCAUUGACCCUCUGGGCAUUGACCCUCUGGGACCCCCUCGCCAGAUCACGCUCCCAGCCAUUGAGUCCAGCUACACCAUUCUGGGCCUGAACCACAACACGGGGUACGAGGUGCAGAUGUGUGCCCACACCAGCGUAGGUCCCGGCCCGUUCAGUCCCCCGCUACUGUAUCGCACACUGGCCUUCGAGACAGAUGUCCCGAGGAAUUUCUCAGUGAACCUGGCGACCAAGACAAGUGUUCUCCUGACCUGGGAGUUCCCUGAGAGCCCCUACCCCUACCACUUCACUGUGGAGUAUAACCGCCAGAAGAUGGAGGUGGAUGCCAAGCUGAGAAAAGCAGUGAUCCCCAAUUUGCAGCCAGAUACCGACUAUGACUUCAAGAUCACCUCCUCUGAGGGCAACAUGGGCGGGCUGAGGCACCGCAUCCACGCCAAGACCUCUCCACCAAUUGCCAUCCGCCGUCCGGAGAUUGACCACAGCCGUGACACGGAGACCACCAUCACCAUAAUCCUGCCCUCACUGGAGAAUCGCAUCCCUGUCAAGAACCUGUAUGUGGUGGUAGUUCCUCUGAGGAGGGCGAGGGGGGUCAUUAGACAUCUCAAGAGCCCAGACGAGAUGGAUUUGGAGGAGUUGUUGAAGGACAGCAGUCAGAGACAGAGGGAAUCUAGACAGCAGAAACAGGUAGACCUGCGCAGAGCCUACAUCUCAGCCCUCUUCACCCCUGCUACUCUGCCAGCCUUCUUCACUCUGGGGGACCAGCUGGACUACGGAGGCUUUGAGAACCGCGCUCUAGAACCAGGACAGGAGUACGUGUUCUUCAUCUUGGCAGAACUCAAUGGCACCACAGUGAAGAUGUACGCGGACAGUCCGUACACAGAGCCAGUGAUCGCUCCGGACUCAGACCCCCAGCCCCUGGAUGCGGGGGAUGGUCUGAUCUGGGUGGUGGGACCCGUCCUGGCCGUAGUCUUUAUCAUCUGCAUCGUCAUCGCCAUCCUGCUCUACAAGAACAACAAGCCAGACAGUAAGAGGAAGGACUCCGAGCCAGGCACCAAGAGCCUUCUGUGUAAUGCUGAGAUGAUGGCCCACCACCCCACAGACCCUGUUGAGAUGAGACGCAUCAACUUCCAGACCCCUGGUAUGAUGAGCCACCCUCCCAUUCCCAUCACAGAGCUGGCUGAACACACAGAGAUACUCAAGGCCAAUGAUAGCCUGCGUCUGUCUCAGGAGUACGAGUCUAUUGAUCCUGGUCAGCAGUUCACCUGGGAGCACUCCAACCUGGAGGUGAACAAGCCCAAGAACCGCUAUGCUAACGUCAUCGCCUAUGACCACACCCGUGUCGUCCUCGCCCCCAUAGAAGGUUCAAGUCCAGGUAUCCUGAGCAGUGACUACAUCAAUGCUAACUACAUAGACGGCUACAGGAAGCAGAAUGCCUACAUCGCCACACAGGGCCCGCUGGUAGAGACAUUCGGGGACUUCUGGAGGAUGGUGUGGGAACAGAGAGCAGCCUCCGUGGUCAUGAUGACCAGACUGGAGGAGAAGUCACGGAUAAAGUGUGACCAGUACUGGCCAAGCCGGGGUACAGAGACCUAUGGGAUGACUCAGGUCACCAUACUGGACACUAUGGAACUGGCCACAUUCUGCGUGCGCACCUUCUCCCUGCAGAAGAAUGGUUGUAAUGAGCGGAGGGAGGUACGUCAGUUCCAGUUCACUGCCUGGCCAGACCACGGUGUACCAGAGUACCCCACUCCGUUCCUGGCCUUCCUACGCAGGGUUAAAGCAUGCAACCCCCCUGACGCUGGUCCUGUCAUCGCACACUGCAGUGCGGGCGUGGGUCGUACCGGUUGCUUCAUCGUGAUCGACGCCAUGCUGGAACGGAUCAGACACGAGCACACGGCCGACAUCUAUGGUCACGUGACUCUGAUGAGGUCACAGCGGAACUACAUGGUGCAGACGGAAGACCAGUAUGGCUUCAUCCACGAGGCGCUGCUGGAAGCAGUGGCUUGUGGGAACACUGAGGUGGCGGCCCGGAGCCUGUUCUCCUACAUGCAGAAGCUGGGCAAUGUGGAGAGUGGAGAGCACGUCACUGGCAUGGAGCUGGAGUUCAAGCGUCUGGCAAACACCAAAGCCCACACGUCUCGGUUUGUCAGUGCCAACCUGCCAUGUAACAAGUUUAAGAACCGCCUGGUCAACAUCAUGCCCUAUGAGACCACCCGCGUCUGUCUGCAGCCAAUCCGAGGUCUGGAAGGAUCAGAUUACAUCAACGCCAGCUACAUUGAUGGAUACAGGCAGCAGAGAGGUUACAUGGCCACCCAGGGCCCACUGGCUGAGACCACAGAGGACUUCUGGAGGAUGCUGUGGGAACACAACUCUACCAUCGUGGUCAUGCUCACUAAACUGAGAGAGAUGGGACGGGAGAAGUGCCAUCAGUACUGGCCCGCAGAGCGGUCUGCUCGAUACCAGUACUUUGUAGUGGAUCCCAUGGCUGAAUACAACAUGCCUCAGUAUAUCCUCAGAGAGUUUAAGGUCACCGAUGCAAGGGAUGGCCAAUCACGGACAGUUCGUCAGUUCCAGUUCACCGAUUGGCCAGAGCAGGGAGUUCCUAAAUCUGGAGAGGGCUUCAUCGACUUCAUUGGCCAGGUGCACAAAACCAAGGAGCAGUUUGGACAGGACGGCCCAAUCAGUGUCCACUGCAGUGCGGGUGUGGGGCGGACCGGAGUCUUCAUCACUCUGAGUAUCGUUCUGGAGAGGAUGCGUUAUGAGGGAGCUGUGGACAUCUUCCAGACUGUCAAGAUGCUGAGGACACAACGCCCUGCCAUGGUACAGACGGAGGAUGAGUACCAGUUCUCCUACCAGGCUACCCUGGAGUACCUGGGGAGUUUUGACCACUAUGCAACCUAAGAGAGGAGAGGAACUGUCAUCCCUCCAUCCUUCUGUUCAGAUAGAGGUCCACAGAGACGAGGAACAACGAAAGAGAGGCGCAGACUGGAAAACGACUAAACAAUUAACCUUAUAUCCCAUUGGAGGGGCGACGCUACUAACAAGGAGUAAUUAUACAAGAACAACAACAGCAACAUACAAAACAACAACAACAUACAAAACAACAACAACAACAACUAGACAAACGUCAAAUUAAACCUGUACUCUCAGGAAAGACCUGCAAAGGAUGUGUUGGGAGUCAGAGACAGACUAUUACAUGUGUAAUCCUGCAUAUUCUUCUUACCUCAGUGUUUUAUAAAACCUGUGUGUUGUGGUCAGCUAUUUCAAAAACAAAACCAGUGAUGUAUAAAAGGACAACAAAAAGCCUGGAUAUCUGCUGCACCUUAAAUGGGUUUUCUAUCUUAUCUUUCUAUCUGUGGGUUUAGUGUACGAGGGGGGAACACUUCCAUGUGUCUGUGGGUUUAGUGUACGAGGGGGGAACACUUCCAUGUGUCUGUGGGUUUAGUGUACGAGGGGGGAACACUUCCAUGUGUCUGUGGGUUUAGUGUACGAGGGGGGAACACUUCCAUGUGUCUGUGGGUUUAGUGUACGAGGGGGGAACACUUCCAUGUGUCUGUGGGUUUAGUGUACGAGGGGGGAACACUUCCAUGUGUCUGUGGGUUUAGUGUACGAGGGGGGAACACUUCCAUGUGUCUGUGGGUUUAGUGUACGAGGGGGGAACACUUCCAUGUGUCUGUGGGUUUAGUGUACGAGGGGGGAACACUUCCAUGUGUCUGUGGGUUUAGUGUACGAGGGGGGGACACUUCCAUGUGUCUGUGGGUUUAGUGUACGAGGGGGGAACACUUCCACGUGUCUGUCGCUCUGCAUUCAUGGUGUCUGUUGCUGCCACAGCACGCUUUUAGAUCUAUAGAACUAGAAGGACGGUUUGAGCUGCAUGUCUGUGAUUGGACACCAGACUCUUCUACCCACAGUGCCAAGAGAAACCACGCUGUUCUGGGGCAGAUGGGAAAUUAACUUUGACCUCUAAUGAGAAGGAGGAAUGGUACCCGUCGACAUCCAGCAUACAUGAUGAUCCAUGAGCUCCAGGUUGAGGUUGCCUGUAGGCACAGAUCUAGGAUUAGUUUACCAUGCUGAAAUCAUAAUCUUAACCAUUUGGGUGGAAAAACAAAACUGACCUAAGAUCAUUGUCUGGGGGCAACUUCACCCUACUUCAAGUGUGGAUCAAUAUUAUAUUACCAGUCAAUGUUCAGUCAUCCAUGCUUUGCUUGUUAUGUUCUGACAUCUUACUACAUAGAUUAAUGACAGUAAAGGUUAAACACAGUUUGGGCAAUUCCAUUUCAAUCCCAGCCAGUCAUUUCGGGAGAUGCACUGAAAUUACGUGUAUGAAUUGAAAAUUGGCUAUAUUUUUCUUGGAGGACCAUUUCAAUGAAUGAACAGAAUUUUAGUUAAUUUCCUUAAUUGACUGGAGUGUUUUUUGGGGGGAACAUUUGCCACAUUCUGCAGAAAAUAUUGUAAUGAUCCUAUUCAGUGUGUUUGCCUUAUGUUUCACCAUGUUGGUUUCAGCUGCUUACGUUAGUUACAUCUACAUUGUCUGAGCUAAGCAGUGAGCGUCAUAAUGUAGCUUACACCUACUUGAAAUCUGCCACUGCGUUGGAAUGAAUCCUGAUGGCUCAGUGUGUUGGAGUAUGGUUCUGACAACACAAAGGUUGUGGGUUCAAAUCCUGCUUGGGCUACAUAUACAGUAAUGAGUAUGUGUGUUAACGUUGAGUUGGAUGAACUUUGUGUGCUUGAUAAACCCAAGUCCUCAUGGGUUGAGAGUAGAACUCAAACUCUCUUCUCUUUCCCACAGUAAGACAGGACUCUUCACAUCUUCUCUCUGCUUGUAGUCCUACUGUACAGAAAAACUAAAGGACACAACCUUUAGUCCACUCCAGCAUCCCCCACAAUCCCUUUAGAUAUCAUCCUCUCCUCUUAUUGAUUUGACAUUCUAUAAUCUGCUGCCCCAGAUCCGUUGUGAUUGAACAGCACAGUAUGAACUUAGACUAUAUAUACUGUGUAACGUAUAGAGAGUUCUUUAUAAUGCAGUACAUACAGUAGGCCUAACUGACGUAGAGUUAAGCAAUAAGGCCCGAAGGGGUUGUGGUAUAUGGCCAAUAUACCAUGGCUAAGGGCUGUUCUUAAGCAAGACGCAAUGUGGAGUGCCUGGAAACAGCCCUUAGCUGUGGUAUAUUGACCAUAUAUCACAAACCCCUGAGGUGCCUUAUUGCUAUUAUAAACUGGUUACCAACUUAAUUAGAGCAGUAAAAAUACAUGUUUUGUCAUACCCGUGGUAUACGAUCUGAUAUACCACGGCUGUCAACCAAUCAGCAUUCAGGGCUCGACUACCCAGUUUAUAAAAGUUCUUUAUAACACAGUUUAUAGGCCUGACUGACGUAUAGAGUUGAAACAAGUGGGGCAUAAUUAUUAUCAUCAAAAAAGAGCCUUAUUUUUGACCUUUUGAUAUGAUUUUUGAAAUAUGUAUCGUUCUAUUUUGUUACUGUUAUAGCUCUUUGUUUUUACUACUUUCUGAUUUGUUUAAUUGCUGUUUAUUAGCGGAAAAGGACUCAAUAUAACCAAUGAAAUGUUGUUUAGUUGGCAAGCCAAUUUUUCUGUAUGAUAUCGUCAUAUUUUUUUUAAUGGUCAUUUUUAAGUGCUUUCUUAUUUGCUUUAGUAUAUCGUAUACAGAACCUGCGUAGAAUGCUAUUUGAUACUGCUGUCCUCAUAGACAGAUACUUAGAUUCAGACCUAGUUUCAGUUUACAGCCCCUAUCAUAGCACCAGUGGUACGAUCCAAUAGGGGUUUAGGGUGUCAGGGCACAGAGAGUUUAAAUGUCGAGCAAAGUACAGUAGUCGGUGAAAGUCUGGUGCACUGUAUUCAGUGAACCGUGGCGUUUCAGCUCGCUACUACAGAUAGAUGAAGAGUAUAAUGGCAUUUUGACACAAAAGGAAAGGCCACACAAAAAGACAGAUGGACAGACCCUCAUUACUUUAAUUAACAGCGAAAUUUUCUUGAUAUGAAAUUUAAGUGUGGUCCAAAAGUCUAAAUCUGGUGUGACUUAAAAUGAACCUUAAAAUGAUGACUACAUAAUAUAUACUGAACAAAAAUAUAAACGCAACAUAUAAAGUGUUGUUCCCAUGUUCCAUGAGCUGAAAUAAAAAGAUACCAGAAAUGUUCCAUACUCACAAAAAGCUUAAUUCUGUCAAAUGUUGUUUACAUCCCUGUUAGUGAGCAUUUCCCCUUUGUCUAGAUAAUCCAUCCACCUGACAGGUGUGGCAUAUCAGAAGCUGAUUAAACAGCAUGAUCAUUACACAGGUGUACCUUGUGCUGGAGAGAAUAAAAAGCCACUCUUAACUGUGGAGUUUUGCCACACAACACAAUGCCACAGAUGUCUCAAGUUUUAAGGGUGUGUGGAAUUGGCAUGCUGACUGCAGGAAUGUCCACCGGGGCUGUAACCAGAGGAGCUGUUACCAGAGAAUGUAAUGUUAAUUUCUCUCCCAUAAGCUGCCUCCAAUGUUGUUUUAGAGAAUUUGGCAUUGUGUGGGUGAGCUGUGUGUUGUGAACAGAGUGCCCCAUGGUGGCCGUGGGGUUAUGGUAUGGGCAGGCAGUAAAAUCUUUGAAAUUGUUAAAUGUUGCAUGUAUAUUUUUGUUCAGUAUAAAUAUACCUGACAUAAAAGACGCACAGAGUAAACAUGUGUCAUCAAGCGAGGACCAGUUCCUAUGACAUCACAUGAUGAUCAUCAUCUCCUUUAACCUGGUACCUGUUAUUUCCUUUAAACCCUGGAUGUAGAUAAUAUUGAAUGUUGACUUUGUAUUAAAAGCAGGAUGAUUGAAUAUA